AUGGCUAUGAUGAGUAGUUUUUGCCCUGCAGAUGACUGGGGCUCUCUUCAGUUUCUCAACCCAGAUAUGAAUAUGGUUAGCUUCCAAGCACAGCAAGAGCAGCUGGCAGCUGCUUCAGGCAUCUUGGGUCUGCAGGACUAUAGCUUACCUAACCUCCCAGACUACACUACUUGCAUUGAUCCACUCUUCGAAACCUACGAAUCCUCCUCCUCCGAAAACUUUCUCCUCCCCGAUUUCUAUUUGCCAACAGAAAACAUCAACUUAUCCUCCUUCCAAUCACCAGAAAUCUUCCCUAGCCUUGAUGAAUAUGGCUGCUCAUAUCAGCAGAACCCGAAACGCCAAAAGUUUGUAACCCUGUCAGCGCAGAGCAUUGCGGCGAGGGAGAGGAGGAGGAGGAUUACAGAGAAGACUCAAGAGCUCGGAAGGCUCAUUCCUGGUGCCACCAAGAUGAACACUGCUGAAAUGUUGCAAGCUGCUUACAAGUAUGUCAAGUUCUUGCAGGCACAAGUUUCAGUUCUCAAGCUCAUGACGGAUUCCCCACAGGAAAAGAAGGAUCUGCAAGCUGUUGCAUCUCCAAUUGUUCAAGAGAAGCUCUACGCUGAAGAGAAGUGCUUGGUUUCGAAAGAAUUUGUUCAAGUCCUCGCAAAUGAUCACGACAUCGAAUCGAAACCCUUGCUCAAGGACAGUGUUGCUCAGUUGCUGCAAACCAAUGGCUGA
Prunus persica (peach) is the source of this 717-nucleotide messenger RNA. Its product is annotated as transcription factor bHLH52. Lineage: Eukaryota; Viridiplantae; Streptophyta; Magnoliopsida; Rosales; Rosaceae. Gene Ontology annotation, biological process: regulation of DNA-templated transcription. The transcript is spliced from 3 exons. Gene Ontology annotation, molecular function: DNA-binding transcription factor activity; protein dimerization activity. The coding region runs from base 1 to 717 and encodes 238 amino acids. The record is from RefSeq and is a predicted model, not a curated record.